AUGCCGAUAGAUUACUCUAAAUGGGACCAUCUGGAGCUAUCUGACUCCGAUGAGGAGAACAAACCUCGUGUGAUAAAGUUGGACCGUUCUCAGCGGAUUGAACUCGGUCGAGACGGCUACAACAUUGUGUCUAGCACUGCGAGCGCAGCUGAUCCUCGCGAAAUCGCUGCUCAAUAUAAAUUCUGGAAGGAUCAUCUUAAGAACGGCAGUGUGGUUGCACGAUCUCACGCGUUUGCGCAAGACCGUUACGAUGUUUGUCUUCUUAUCGCUCUGCGUGACGACGCACGGCACGGUUUAGAGGUAGAGGUGACGGAAUCCCAUAUCCGGAUCCUUGCUAAAGGUCUCGAAAUUUUCAACAAGGAGCUAUUCGCAAAGGUCAAAAGCGAUGACGACUAUGUGAACUGGCAAAUUGUGCGCAAGUACGUUGACUGGAACGCACUGGAGUCGUACUGCCGCAACGCCGGCCGUGGAUCGUUGGGCACCCAUAUGGUAUUCACCGAGUUCUAUGAGCAGGCGUUCGUAGAGGUCGAUCUUAAAAAGCAAAAUAAUAUAGAGGACUGCUUUUUGUGGUGGCCCAAAGCCUUUAAGGAUGACGUGCCGUCUAUACGCUUCGAGACUCAGGGGGGCACCAAGUUUAAGGAAUCAUGGAACCAAGCCCACGAAGCCUUCAAACAGCGUGUGAAAAGUUUCGAGAAGGUGCCGCUAUGA
This is a messenger RNA of Babesia bigemina, 708 nucleotides long. RefSeq lists its product as hypothetical. The transcript is spliced from 2 exons. The record is from RefSeq and is a predicted model, not a curated record. NCBI's taxonomy places the organism in Eukaryota, Apicomplexa, Aconoidasida, Piroplasmida, Babesiidae. The coding region runs from base 1 to 708 and encodes 235 amino acids. Gene Ontology annotation, molecular function: protein kinase binding.